AUGAAAAAAUACAUUCCUUGGUUUUCAGGUGGACCGUGCCAACGUAUUUUUAAUGUAACUACUCCAAACUCAACUGUCUAUAAUUCGAGUCCGCUGUCAGCUAUCGUUAGUGAUUUUAAUGAUGACACUCAACUGGACAUCGUUGUAGCAAAUUCUGGAACAGAUACAGUUGGGAUCUUUCUUGGGAAUGCAAAUGGUACCUUUCAAUCGCAGCUGACCUAUUCAACUGGUUAUAGAUCUCAACCAUAUUCUGUGGUAGUUGGUGAUUUCAAUAGUGAUAAUCAACCAGAUAUUGUAGCCGCCAAUUAUGGAACCAACAGUAUCGGCAUCCUAAUUGGAUAUGGCGAUGGAACGUUUGCAAUUGUUCGUCUCUUUUCGCUUGGUACUUCUCGGCCAGUGUCGGGUGCUGCUGCUGACUUAAACAACGACAAACACCUUGAUAUAAUCCUAGUAAAUUAUGACACUAGCAGAAUAGAUAUCUUACUUGGCUAUGGUAACGCAUAUUUUUCUAUCCAAGCGAGGUAUUCAACGGGUUAUGACUCCCAUCCGUGUUCCAUUGUUGUUGCUGAUUUAAACAAAGACAAUCGAUUAGAUCUUGUUAUCUCAAAUUCAGGCACUAAUAAUGUAGCCGUAUUUCUCAGCAAUAGCAAUGGAUCGUUCUCACUUCAAAAGCUUUAUAGCACUGGAGUUGCUUCGCAUCCAUCGUCAGUCGGCGUUGGUGAUUUGAAUGACGACAAACACCUAGAUAUUAUUGUCAGCAACGAGUGGGCUUCCAAUGUAGGCGUGUUUAUUGGAUACGGCGACGGAACGUUUGCAAAGAUAGAAAUAUCUUCCAUUGGUUUCGGAUAUUGCCCACAUUCCAUGGUUAUUGGAGACUUCAAUGAAGACCAUAUAUUAGAUGUGGCCGUAGCUAAUUCUGCCAAUAACACUAUCUUUGUACUUUCUGGAUCAGGUAAUGGGACAUUUACGAACAACGAGAUGUACUCAACGGGCUCUGAUUCUAUGCCGGUCUUUCUAAUCAGUGGUGAUUUCAAUGAUGACCAUCGAUUGGAUCUUGCGGCUAUUAAUAAUGGCACCAACACUAUCGAAGUAUUUCUUAGAUAUGUGAUGAAAACGUUCGCAAAUGAAACAAAGUAUCAAAUUGAGCCUUCAGAUAGUUGUAGUGCAGUUGCGUUGGGUGACUUCAACAAUGACAGUCUGCUCGAUAUUGUGGCCGCCGACAUUGCAAAUAAUAAUGUAGGUAUAUUUCUUGGAUACGGAGAUGGAACUUUUAGAGAGCCAAUUAUAUGUUCAACUGGGAAUGACUCGCAACCCACAUGGGUCGGCGUGGGCAACUUCAACGAAGAUAAUCUACUCGAUAUCGUUGUAGCGAAUAGACUAAGUGAUAAUGUAGGCUUAUUUUUCGGGUAUGGUAAUGGAACCUUUAGAGCACAAAUCACAUUACCAACUGAAACGGGUUCUCAUCCUCAAUCGAUCGCUGUAGAUGAUUUCAAUAACGACAGUAUACUUGACAUCGCUGUCGUCAAUAGUUAUCAUUUUAAUGUAGGCAUAUUUCUCGGAUAUGGCAAUGGGCAUUUUCGGGCCCAAACUACAUUACCAACUGGAGAUGGAUCGUAUCCUAUGUCGGUCACUGUAGGCGACGUUAACAAAGACAGUCUACUCGACUUAGUUCUUGCGAAUAGUGGUAUUGAUAGUAUGGGUUUAUUUCUAGGCAAUGGCAAUGGCACCUUUGGAGUGCAAACGAUAUUUUCAGCUGGCAAUGGCUCAAGCCCUAGAUGCGUAAUUCUGGGUGACUUCAACAAUGACAGCCUAUUGGAUGUUGCUCUCGCAAACAGUGAAGGUGACAGUGUUGGUAUAUUUCUUGGAUACGGCAAUGGAAGUUUCGAGAGAAUAGUGAUAUAUUCUAUGAUAGGGGGUUCUAUUCCGACAUCACUCAUACUUGGUGAUUUUAAUAACGAUAAUAUUUUAGAUAUUGCCGUAUCGAACCUGGGCACUAAUAAUGUAAGCCUGCUCUUUGGACAAGGCAGUGGUACUUUUGGAAUGAUAAGUAGCUAUUCAACAGGGGUUGGUUCUCGACCAAUCUCGAUUGCGACUGGUAAUUUAAACGGCGACAUUUGGCUGGAUAUUGUAGUGGCCCAUACUGGAAGUGAUAGUGUUGGUGUACUUCUCGGGUCUGACAACAUAGAUACAGCUAAUCAGGCAAGCUAUUCAACUGGAUCUGGCUCGCAUCCAUUCUCUGUUGUAACUAACGAUUUCAACAGCGAUAAUCUACUUGAUCUUUUGAUCGUCUAUUCAGCUCAUGACGACAUAGGUAUUCGUUUAGGAUAUGGAGACGGUACUUUCGCCGACGAUAUCAUAUACCCUGCGGAAGAUGGUUCGAGUCCUAGAUUUGCCACUGUAGGAGAUUUUAAUAACGACGAUCGAAUGGAUAUCGUCAUUGCCAAUAUCAUGACUGACAGUGUAACUCUAGCCUAUGGAUAUGGCAAUGGAACAUUCACAAACCAAAAUGUAUAUACUACCGGAGUCGGUUCCCAUCCAUACUUUCCUGCUGUUGGUGAUCUUAAUAAUGACAAUCGAUUGGACCUUAUCGUCUUGAAUCAAGGUACCAACACCGUUGGUAUUUUUCUUUCUUUCGACUAUGCAAUAUUCAGACAGAAUAGCUCAUACCCAACUUGGGGGUCUGGUCCAGCAUCAAUUGCUUUAGGUGACUUUAACAACGACAGUCAGCCGGAUCUUGCUAUCGCCAACUAUUUGAGUGACACUAUAAGUAUACUUCUUAGAAAUGGUAAUGGGGCUUUUGGAAUGCAACAUACGUUGUCAACUGGACUGAAUUCAUAUCCACGUUCGGUCGUUGUAAGUGACUUUAACAACGACAGUAUACUUGAUAUCGCUGUCGCCAAUCUUAUGGGUGAUAAUGUAGGUGUAUUUCUCGGAUAUGGCAAUGGAACUUUUGGAGUGCAAAUAACUUUUCCAACUGCAAAUACUUCUUGGCCCUAUUCGAUCGCUGUAGGUGACUUCAACAAUGACAGUCUACUGGAUAUCGUUGUGGCCAACAAUGGUGGUAACAAUAUAGGUAUACUUCUUGGAUAUGGCAAUGGAACUUUUCGAAAGCAAAUAACUUUCCCAACUGGAAAUAAUUCUACUCCUAAUUGGGUCGCUAUAGGUGACUUGAACAACGACGGUCGACUGGAUCUUGCUGUAGCAAACUAUCUCGGCAACAAUGUAGGUAUACUUCUUGGAUAUGGUAACGGAAGUUUUGCACAGCAAGUGAAUCAUUGA
Messenger RNA from Rotaria socialis, 3279 nucleotides. Lineage: Eukaryota; Metazoa; Rotifera; Eurotatoria; Philodinida; Philodinidae. The record is from the annotation of a GenBank genome assembly.